Messenger RNA from Cryptococcus wingfieldii CBS 7118, 1890 nucleotides. Its product is annotated as U3 small nucleolar RNA-associated protein 19. Bases 1 to 1890 code for a protein of 629 amino acids. Gene Ontology annotation, biological process: ribosome biogenesis. The record is from RefSeq and is a predicted model, not a curated record. Gene Ontology annotation, cellular component: small-subunit processome; nucleolus; Noc4p-Nop14p complex. The transcript is spliced from 6 exons. Lineage: Eukaryota; Fungi; Basidiomycota; Tremellomycetes; Tremellales; Cryptococcaceae.
AUGGCCCCCUCAAAACAAAAAGGGGCAAAGCUGUCCACAGACCCCCUCAAGCAGGUCUCCAAAUACGAAUCAGCCCUCACCGCCGACACCUUCGACCCCAACCCCCUCCUGCCCCUUAUCGCGCUCGCCAGGCAUGACGACCCCCAGAUCGUGCACAAGGCUGUAUGGGCUUUGCACCGCGUUUUUAUCAAGCUCAUUGCGGAUGGCAAGGUCGGAGGGCUGAGUGGGGAUCUUGUUAAUGGUGCGGAGAGGGAGCAGGUGGUGGGGGAGGAGGGUGAGAAGGCGGUCAAGGCGUGGGUGAGGGAGAGGUUGUUGGAGUAUGUGCAAGUGUUGGCGGGGCUUAUGAGGGAUGAAGAGUCUGCUCUCAGGGCGUCUUCUGUCCCACUCUUAUUCUCCCUCCUCCCAUCUCUCUCCGCAUCCAUAUCCUCCAAACCCAUCAUCCACAUCCCCUACUUCCGCCUCAUCCUCAACUACCUCAUCUUCCCCCGCCCCUCCCUCCGAGGCGCCAAGCCCAAAACCAAAUCCGUCGGGUGGAAAAUCGUCGCUGCCAACCAAGUUGCGGACGCGGACGGCGUCUUGCCGGAGGACGUCGCGAAAGUGGUGGUGGACGACUUUUGGGCGCCGCACGAUGAUAUCCGAUGGGCCUUCUUCAAAGAAGCUUCUAGUUUGAUCCAGGGCCAUACCUCUGUGAUUGCGCAUCCCGAGAAUGUGCUUUUGCAAGUACUUCCCCUCAACAAUCUUCCGCGGGAAGCGUCCGACAUUAACGCCUUUUACGUCUCUGCCUUUUCCACGCCGCCGGCCAAGGGGGAAGGAGAGGCGAGGCCUGUGAAAAAGUCGCGGUCGGUGAAGGCGAAAAAGGGUAAAGCCAAAGCCGAGGUCGACGCUUUGCCAGACUGGAUGAAAGACUAUGAAUCGUCUGAUUCAGAGUCUGACUCGGAGCUCCAAGCCGGGUCCAAGAAACGUACCCGCACCUCCCAGCUUUCCCUACACGCCUCCAUCUAUUCCAUCGUCUCUCAAACUACCCAAUUCACCGCGCUUUGGGAGAGUGUGCUCUUCAAUCUGAGGCUGGAUGAAGGAUGGACGCGCAAGAUUUUGGUGGCGCUGCACGGAGAACAGGGGAUCUUGAGUUUCUGGAAGAAGGAGAGGAGACUGAGGGUGGCGGAUUGGUUGGGCAGCUUGGUGGAUCAAGGCGGGGUGGUGGGGAUGUUGGCGAUGAAUGGGUUGUUUGUGUUGAUGACAGAGUACAACUUCGAGUACCCGAGAUUCUACGAGCGGCUGUAUGGGCUGCUGGACAAGGAUGUGAUGCACGUCAAGUAUAGGGCGCGAUUCUUCCGUCUCCUCGACAUCUUCCUCAAAGGAUCUUUGAUCCCCGCAGCCUUGAUAGCCUCCUUCAUCAAACGCCUCUCCCGUCUCGCACUCUCCGCCCCCCCAGCCGGCGUCAUCAUCAUCCUCCCCUUCUUGUAUAAUCUGUUCAAGAGACAUCCGGGGUGUAUGGUCAUGCUCCAGCGCCAAUCUGGGAAGGUGGAGAAGAGCGAAGCAGACCCGUAUGAUGCGGAGGAGAAGAAUCCGUUGAAGACGAGGGCGAUAGAGUCGAGUUGCUGGGAACUGUCGACGCUGCAGAAACAUUAUCUCGCUUCCGUGUCGACUUUGGCAAAGGUGUUUGGGGAGGUGUUUACAAAGGCCGAGUAUGAUAUGGAAGAUUUCUUGGACCAUGGGUAUGGUACUUUGUUUGAAACAGAAAUCAAGCGUAAAAUCCGACACCCGCCGGCACUUUCUGUGGCGCUCGAGACUGGGGCCAAGAUCACCAUCUUCCCUGAUGGUGAGAAGAAGGAGGGUGAAGACGGUGGUGAAGGGGAGGAGGAUGUCGUGGCGGAGUUGUGGGCUUUCUAG